AUGGAACAGCUGUGUCACUUCAAUGUUUACAAGUCGGCCAUGUUUGUCUCUAGAGACGUCAGGAUGGAACGACUGUUAGAGGAACGACUGUUAGAGGAACGACUGUUAGAGGAACGUCUGUUAGAGGAACGACUGUUAGAGGAACGUCUGUUAGAGGAACGACCGUUAGAGGAACGUCCGUUAGAGGAACGUCCGUUAGCGGAACGUCUGUUAGAGGAACAUCCGUUAGAGGAACGUCUGUUAGAGGAACGACCGUUAGAGGAACGUCCGUUAGAGGAACGUCCGUUAGAGGAACGUCCGUUAGCGGAACGUCCGUUAGAGGAACGUCUGUUAGAGGAACGACCGUUAGCGGAACGUCUGUUAGAGGAACGUCUGUUAGAGGAACGACCGUUAGCGGAACGUCUGUUAGAGGAACGUCUGUUAGAGGAACGUCUGUUAGAGGAACGACCGUUAGAGGAACGUCUGUUAGAGGAACGUCCGUUAGCGGAACGUCCGUUAGAGGAACGUCUGUUAGAGGAACGACCGUUAGAGGAACGUCUGUUAGAGGAACGUCCGUUAGCGGAACGUCCGUUAGAGGAACGUCUGUUAGAGGAACGUCUGUUAGAGGAACGACCGUUAGAGGAACGUCUGUUAGAGGAACGUCCGUUAGCGGAACGUCCGUUAGCGGAACGUCCGUUAGAGGAACGUCUGUUAGAGGAACGUCUGUUAGAGGAACGACCGUUAGAGGAACGUCUGUUAGAGGAACGUCCGUUAGCGGAACGACUGUUAGAGGAACGACUGUUAGAGGAACGUCUGUUAGAGGAACGACCGUUAGCGGAACGUCUGUUAGAGGAACGUCUGUUAGAGGAACGUCUGUUAGAGGAACGACCGUUAGAGGAACGUCUGUUAGAGGAACGACCGUUAGCGGAACGACCGUUAGCGGAACGACCGUUAGCGGAACGUCUGUUAGAGGAACGUCUGUUAGAGGAACGUCUGUUAGAGGAACGACCGUUAGCGGAACGUCUGUUAGAGGAACGACCGUUAGCGGAACGUCUGUUAGAGGAACGACCGUUAGAGGAACGACCGUUAGAGGAACGACCGUUAGAGGAACGACCGUUAGAGGAACGUCCGUUAGAGGAACGUCCGUUAGAGGAACGUCCGUUAGAGGAACGACCGUUAGCGGAACGACCGUUAGCGGAACGACCGUUAGCGGAACGACCGUUAGCGGAACGUCUGUUAGAGGAACGUCUGUUAGAGGAACGACCGUUAGCGGAACGUCUGUUAGAGGAACGUCUGUUAGAGGAACGUCCGUUAGAGGAACGACCGUUAGAGGAACGUCUGUUAGAGGAACGUCUGUUAGAGGAACGUCUGUUAGAGGAACGACCGUUAGCGGAACGUCUGUUAGAGGAACGUCUGUUAGAGGAACGACCGUUAGAGGAACGACCGUUAGAGGAACGACCGUUAGAGGAACGACCGUUAGAGGAACGUCUGUUAGAGGAACGUCUGUUAGAGGAACGACCGUUAGCGGAACGUCUGUUAGAGGAACGUCUGUUAGAGGAACGUCUGUUAGCGGAACGUCCGUUAGAGGAACGUCCGUUAGAGGAACGACCGUUAGCGGAACGUCUGUUAGAGGAACGUCUGUUAGAGGAACGACCGUUAGAGGAACGACCGUUAGAGGAACGUCCGUUAGAGGAACGUCCGUUAGAGGAACGUCCGUUAGAGGAACGUCUGUUAGAGGAACGACCGUUAGCGGAACGACCGUUAGCGGAACGACCGUUAGAGGAACGUCUGUUAGAGGAACGUCUGUUAGAGGAACGACUGUUAGAGGAACGUCUGUUAGAGGAACGUCUGUUAGAUGCAGAAGUUGGUGUUGAAUCGACCAAUCACCUGCCUCCUGUGUGA
This is a messenger RNA of Labrus mixtus (cuckoo wrasse), 1881 nucleotides long. RefSeq lists its product as uncharacterized. Gene Ontology annotation, biological process: negative regulation of protein sumoylation. The transcript is spliced from 3 exons. NCBI's taxonomy places the organism in Eukaryota, Metazoa, Chordata, Actinopteri, Labriformes, Labridae. Gene Ontology annotation, molecular function: calcium ion binding. The record is from RefSeq and is a predicted model, not a curated record. The coding region runs from base 1 to 1881 and encodes 626 amino acids.